Messenger RNA from Metarhizium album ARSEF 1941, 354 nucleotides. Its product is annotated as Histone-fold protein. Gene Ontology annotation, molecular function: protein heterodimerization activity; chromatin binding. The coding region runs from base 1 to 354 and encodes 117 amino acids. The transcript has 3 exons. Gene Ontology annotation, biological process: replication fork processing; resolution of meiotic recombination intermediates. The record is from RefSeq and is a predicted model, not a curated record. Lineage: Eukaryota; Fungi; Ascomycota; Sordariomycetes; Hypocreales; Clavicipitaceae. Gene Ontology annotation, cellular component: FANCM-MHF complex; Fanconi anaemia nuclear complex.
AUGGCCUCGCCCGACGACGACACCGACGAGCGCGAGCGCCUCAAAUCAGCCCUCUGGUACGCAGUCGGCCAAAUCGUCGACGAAGAAUGCCUCCGACGAAACCGCAACGCAACGCCCCAGUUCAUCGGCGCGUUGACAGAAAUGGUCUGGACACAGAUUGAAAACAUCGCCAUCGACCUCGAGAGCUUCGCCAACCACGCCUCGCGGCCCAACAUCACGACAGAGGAUGUGCUCCUCCUGGCACGCAAGAACCCCGACCUGCAGCAGAUCAUGAGCGAGUUCGUCGAGGAGAGAAAGGGCAUCAAGGAGGCGAAGAUGGGCAGGAACAAGCCCGCCGCCGGCCGCCGGCGGUGA